This is a messenger RNA of Cuculus canorus (common cuckoo), 1233 nucleotides long. RefSeq names its product EBP cholestenol delta-isomerase (gene EBP). Lineage: Eukaryota; Metazoa; Chordata; Aves; Cuculiformes; Cuculidae. The transcript has 5 exons. The coding region runs from base 98 to 760 and encodes 220 amino acids. Gene Ontology annotation, cellular component: membrane; endoplasmic reticulum. The record is from RefSeq and is a predicted model, not a curated record. Gene Ontology annotation, molecular function: C-8 sterol isomerase activity; steroid Delta-isomerase activity; cholestenol delta-isomerase activity. Gene Ontology annotation, biological process: cholesterol biosynthetic process.
UCUGGCCCCACAUCGCCCCAGCGGUGCGGGCGGCCAAUGAGCGGGGGGGUGGGGCCAAACCGAGCCGGGAGAGAGCGGAGAGGGAGAGGCCGUUGCCAUGGCGACGCACCCGUACUGGCCGCGCUCGCUGCAGCUGCCGGGCUGGACGCCGCUCGCGCGCCCCGCGUGGCAGUGCUCAUGCGCGGUGGCGGUGGGCGCGGCGGUGCUGGCGGCGCUGGGCUGGGCGCUGGGCGGGGCGAGGGGCGGGGUCUCGAGAAGCCCCGCCCACCGGUUGACCCUCGCCUGGUUCCUGCUCUGCGCCGGCAUCCACGGGGUCCUCGAGGGCUACUACAGCCUAUGGCACCGCGAGCUGCCCGGGGCCGGGGGGCUGCUGGCCGACGUCUGGAAGGAAUACUCCAAAGCCGACAGCCGCUACAUUAUGAGCGAUGACUUCGUGGUGGUGAUGGAGACGGUGACGGCGUGGGCGUGGGGACCCCUCAGCUUCCUCACCUUUGUCGCCCUCCUGCGCCGGCACCCGGCGCGCUACGUCCUGCAGCUCCUCGUCUCCCUCGGGCAGCUCUACGGGGAUGUGCUGUACUUCGCCACAGAGGCGCGGGCGGGUUGGGGGCACAGCGACCCACGGCCCCUCUACUUCUGGGUUUACUUCGUGGGGCUCAACGGGCUGUGGGUGGUGGUGCCUGGUGUCCUCCUGGCCCAGGCCGCCAGCCGCCUCGCCAGCGCCCAGCGCUCCCUCGACCGCGCGCACCCCAAAGCCCACUGACCCCCGAAAUGGGGGAUUUGGGGGGUGGGGUGGGGGAACACGAUGGUUAGAGUGGGUCUUGGGGCUUUACAACUCCUUAGGGGUGUCCCAGUGCGCUCCAAGGGGUCACAAGGUGCUUUGAGGGAGUCUUGGUGCCCCCAAAUAGGUCACUGAGUGGUUUGAGGGGGUCUUGGUGCCCCCAAAGGGUCCCAGGGUAUCUUGGGGGGGUCGUCUCAGUGCUCCCCAAAGAGCUCAUAAAGCGGCUGGUGGGGGUCCCGGUGCUCCCAAAGGGGUCCCAGAGCGGUUUGAGGGGGUCUCGGUGCCCCUAAAGCAACUUGGGGGGAUCCCAAUGCUCCUAAAGGUAUUCGGGCAGCGACCGGGGCACCAGAGGCCUCUCGGGGGGGUCCCGGUGCCACCGGACCCGGGGGGUGAGGAUCCCCCUCUUCACGACACGCGGCGCGUGAAUGGGUUUUAAUAAAUGAACUCAAAGCGGA